AUGACUUCAUUGGAAAGAUCAGAAAUGACGUCAUUACAACCAUCAGAUAACUCUAUUCGUGGUCUUUGGAGGCAGUUCAGGGAUUCCUCAUCUUUACACGGACUCUCCCACAUCUCAAAGGAAAGAACUUUUGUUCGAGGGAUAAUCUGGUUUAUUCUCGUGAUAGUCAUGGGGAUUUCGCUGACAUUAACUUUGUAUAACCUCAAGCUGGAAUAUUUCUCAUACCCAACGUUGACAAUUUUAAACAUCAAAAUGGAGGAAGAGAUAACUUUUCCCGCUGUAACUGUAUGUAAUAUUAGUCCAUACAAAAUGUCAAAGUUAAAUCCCGACGAGGCCACAAUGGAUUAUUUAGAGAGAGGCAGUAAUAUUGGAUCUUUUGUUCCACCAUUGAAUUUCAGUGAUCCCAAGUAUUUACCGUUAUAUGAGAACGGUACCGAAGAUUGGUUGGUUAACAUUAGUUACAGUGUAAGUGACAUGUUUAUUGCAUGUAAAUGGAAAGAAAUGGUAUACUUCGAUUGUACCAAGUUGUUCACUCCGUAUAAGACUGAGUGGGGACUAUGCUUCUCCUUCAAUGGUCUUGAUACGAGGGAACCCAGAAGAACACAUUACACUGGAAGCAUUCUGGGAUUGACGAUGUACUUGCAUAUCAAUCAAAGUGACUAUGUCUUCGCUAGAAACAUGGGAGCAGGAAUUAAGUUAGUGAUCCACGAUCACAAUGAGGAGCCAAACAUCAUGAAUUCUGGAUUCUUGAUUUCUCCAGGAUUCACAACCUACAUGCCUUUGGAGAUGACAAAGUACAAAUUCCUUCCCCAUCCUUUCAAGGCAUUUGGGAAUGAAUACUGCGAAGAUGUUGAUAAAGCUGGAUUUAUCAACAAUUUGAAUCACCAUAGACUGUAUAGUUACAGUGGUUGUCUGCGGGAAUGCAAAGAAAAGUUUGCUUUCCAGAAAUGUUCAUGUCGUAGUCAUCAUGAUUUAGGACAAUUGGAACCAAUAUGCUCUAUCGAGAGAGAUUAUCACUGUCACAAGCCAGCAAGGGAAGAGUUUGAUGGAAACUUGACACUCCAGAUUGAGUGUGGUUGUCCGAUUCCUUGUUCAAAUAUUGAGUAUAAAACACACAUAUCAAGUGCUUAUUUCCCGGCCAAUUUGUACGAGGAUUGGAUCAAAGCUACAUUCGGGUACACUGACAUACGAGAAAACAUCAUGGAAGUGAGGAUAUAUUAUGAAAUUCUGGUAUAUAAAAGCUUUGAGAAAAUUCAGAAAAUCACAUACAUUGAAAUUCUGGGAACAAUAGGAGGACAGAUGGGUGUUUUCCUGGGAGCCAGCCUACUGACGCUCUCCGAGCUCAUAGAAGUCUUGUUCCUGUCUAUCAUUGUUUUGUGUAAGAAAGCACUCCGUCCUGCAAGACUAGCUCCCUCUCCUGCUCCCGGUACAUCCAGGAAAUCUCCAUUAAGCAUCAGCAAUCUUGGUGGCUACAUGGGUAUAUUCCUUGGAGCUAGUAUUCUAAGUUUAGUCGAGUUAUCUCAGGUCAUCCUACAGGCAGUUAAGCACACAAUCACAGUGAUAAUAAAGAGAAAAAAGAAAGCGGAUAACCCAAAAGAUGACAUAUAUGUUGUCAUGGAAUAA
This is a messenger RNA of Saccostrea echinata, 1623 nucleotides long. RefSeq names its product acid-sensing ion channel 2-like. The coding region runs from base 1 to 1623 and encodes 540 amino acids. The record is from RefSeq and is a predicted model, not a curated record. The transcript is spliced from 9 exons. Lineage: Eukaryota; Metazoa; Mollusca; Bivalvia; Ostreida; Ostreidae. Gene Ontology annotation, cellular component: membrane. Gene Ontology annotation, biological process: sodium ion transport. Gene Ontology annotation, molecular function: sodium channel activity.